Molecule: messenger RNA, 1620 nt
Organism: Paramacrobiotus metropolitanus
Lineage: Eukaryota; Metazoa; Tardigrada; Eutardigrada; Parachela; Macrobiotidae
Product: decapping and exoribonuclease protein-like
Exons: 7
Coding region: 148-1314 (388 amino acids)
Biological process (GO): nuclear-transcribed mRNA catabolic process; NAD-cap decapping
Cellular component (GO): nucleus; cytosol
Molecular function (GO): mRNA 5'-diphosphatase activity
Source: RefSeq, a predicted model, not a curated record
AGUUUGGAAAAUCAGUCGUCUGCGGUUUAUUUUUCUCCAGGUUUGAGUUUAUCGCGGAACUGAGUGGGGAAUAAUUAUUUUGGCAGAUUGUAGUGGCUCUUCUGGUGCAGAUUAUCGUGCUCGAUUGAAAGAGGUAGCGGUGUCAGGAUGGCAGCGCUCGCCGACAAGGAAUGCGCCGUGGAGAAGUUGAGCGGGCUGGCGAUGCAGCUGGGCGACUUCCAAGGCGCGAGCUGCUCGAUCGCGCAGCCCGUGGAGAUCGGCGCCUUCACGCUGACGGGGCCGUGGCCGGCGACGGACCCCUACCAGCGCCAGUUCCACGACGACCGCAGCGGCCUGCCGACGCUGCAGCGGCGCGGAGCGGGGCAGGCAGUGGUGAAGGGCCUGUCGCUGCCGCUGGACAAGGGCUUCCGCUCCUUCGUCAGUCGCCAGGAACCCCGCGAUCCCGCGCAGCGCGACCACCUCAACCACCUCCUGCAAUGGAUCAUCAAGCACCCCGCCGACUUCCUGCAGUACAAGGCGCAGACGGACGUGGUCUGCUGGCGCGGCCACCUCCACACCGUCAUGUCCACGCCCUACGAAUCCGCCAAAUUCUGCACUGGCUGGAUCAUCUGCGCGUGCCGCAUCGACGGCGUCAUCUAUCUCUCGCACUUCGACACGGCCAGCAAGGCCGCCGACAAGGAGAUAGUCGACGAGAAGCAGGCGCACUUCAUCUACUGGGGCUACAAGUUCGAGCAGUACAUGACGCACCCGGCGGACGACAAGGCGGCCUUCGAGGAGCCCGUCAACAACUUCCACGGCUUCCACGCGGUGCUCAAGGGGCAGGUGGGCGCCACGGGGCUCCUCUUUGGCGCCGAGAUGGACUGCCUGGAUCCCUUGAAGAAAGACGCGCCCCCGCCGCGCUGCUACGUCGAGCUGAAGACGGCGCGCCGGCCCGACACGCAGCGCCAGUGGCAGUCCCACUAUAACCACAAGAUGUGCAAGAUCUGGGCGCAGAGCUUCGUCUCCGGCGUGCCCACCGUCCUCAUCGGCUACCGCGACGACGCCGGCAACUGCGUCUCCACCGAGGAGAUGCCCGUCGCGAGAAUCUCCAAACUGGCCAAGGAGUACGGGAAUAGUUGGUCGGGUGGGAUCUGUCUCAACUUCCUCGACGGCUUCUUGCGGUUGGUCAAGCGCAGCGUCACGGAGGACUACCGCCACGCGGUGUACAAGUUCGAGUGGAACCCGGGCUGGGACCGCGUAACGGCCGAGAAGUGGCCGGCGCACUCGCAGUGGCAGUUCAUUCCCGACUGGUACCUCGAGAAGCGGCCGCGCUGAUUGUGAAGCCACUGCACUACAUUCUCACGUAUGUCCUUGUUCUCUGUUGUCUACCAAUCUCUUUCUGUGCCUCUGGACGAGAGUCUGUUUUUAACCCGGAUUUGUAGUAUUUUGCAUGUGAUGUUUAGUGUGAAAGCAGCGAACAUUUUUCCAUUUUUUAUCGCAGAUUUUAAUUUUACCGUUUUAUCCAAGGCUGUGACCUUUGUUUUGUAAGGCAGAAUACAGAAUUAUUUGGUACAAUCAUGUCACUAAGUGAAAAGGUACAAAUUUCGAAAUUGGCAUAUAAAACAUUUGGAAGACCGUUAA